GAGUGAUCUGAUACGGACUACACCCAGCCGCCGCCUCACUGCCCUGGCUUUCUUUGCUGCCCCAGCCUUCGCGUUGGUCAACGUCGAAGUGUGGGUUGGAUUGGAGACUCUAAAUUUGCCUGGAGAUAUCGUUCACCUUCCCAACUCUGUCUCUCUUUUUUUGGUAACAUUACCCGCAAAGCUAUAGUCUUUUUUUAUAUAUAAAUUUAUAGCGUCAGUUUCUUGAAUAUGUCUUGGCAAAGCUACGUGGAAAACCUGAUGGCCGAUGGCAGCUGUCAGGAUAGCGCCAUUGUUGGGUAUACAGACGCCAAAUAUGUUUGGGCAGCGCAUGCCGGUGGUACAUUCAACAAUAUCACGUCUCAGGAAAUUGAUGUCCUCGUCGGAAAGGACAGGGAGUCGUUUUACACAAAUGGUCUCACCCUGGGCUCAAAGAAGUGUUCUGUCCUUAGAGACAGCCUCCAGGAUGAUGGCGACUGGACGAUGGACAUCCGGACAAAGAGCCAGGGAGGAGAACCUACAUAUAACAUUUCUGUAGGCAGAGCUGGAAAAGUAUUGGUUUUAGUCAUGGGAAAGGAGGCGGUCCAUGGUGGAAAUCUUAACAAGAAAGCACAUGCAAUGGCUGAGUACCUGAGGAAGUCUGGAUACUAAGCAACCUCGCCACCCCAUUGGUCAACUUAGCAGCUCACUCCCACUCACCGUAUUGUUGACACUACUUCCAGGAUUUAGGUGGCAAACAGUGUUACUUCCUACCCAGUCUCCUUUUAUACACAGUCUUUUGUUGGCUAAACUCCCUCAUCCACUUUUUAUUUUAUUUUAUUUUUUGACCUCCCUUUAACAUUGUUUAUCAUGAUUUUGACACUACAGUUAUGGCAUGUUUAUCAACCAAACAUGUUUUAAAGGAAGAAGAAGAAAAAAAGCUAAAGUGCAUACUUAAAAGUGUAAAAUAAAUUUGGACUCCUAACGUAAACUGACUUGUUUUCUCUGUACACAUCAAUAUACAUAUACCUUUUUGUUAAGCAUUAUUAAAAACAUACCUCUAAAAAAUGUUUUCCAGUAUUCAGCAUGCAGGCAUUAUGGAAGUUGCAUGUUUGCGCUUUAUCACAGCAAACUCAGCCCUGUUUCUCCCAUGUCCUUCCACAGUACUUCAGCCAAACCAUCUGUCAUGCCUUUCUCUUAAUAUCCUAUUGUUUCUUCUUUUUUUUUAAGACAGAUUUCCCCUAAUUGGCCACCUUCUGUUUCUUUUCUUUUACCGUCCAUUACCAGAUUUUUGUUUUGCUAUUGUACCUGAAUGUGGUCUUAAAGUAACUGAUGUGGCGUUGGGCUGUUUUUUGAGUGUAACGUAAGGUUAGCAUUACACCGAUUUUAUCAUUUUUGAUCCCAUCUUGGAGUCUCAGUGGACAUUUCAUCUCUUGGCAGUUGAGAUGGGGCCAAUUCUCUCCUGCCAUUUGUACAUUUUUGCUGUAAAAAUAAAAACACUACACCUUUGUGAGCUCGCCCUCCCAUGUGGACCAACUUCCAUAAGAGAGGUACUUUAGCUUAUUAGAGGCAAUUGUUGGCUGCCUGGAAACCACCGAGAUGACUUCAGAUGACUGUAAAACAUGUAAUCGCUUCUUUAGACUUCAACACUAAAAUGUUUCCUCACUAACUGACUUCUUGCUAACUUUAAUGUGCAUUGAUUACUACAAAGGCAAUGUCAUUUUUACUACAGUGUGAAUGCAUUUAGACUGUACACCGAGGCUGCUGGGCUCCAACACCUUGGGAUUGUUUUUUGCCUUGUGCUUUAGUCAUCAAAGUGUAUUCACAACUUGUCAUAGUAUGGUACCUAGAAAUAUAUUAAAAACAAUGCUGUGUACACUAAACAUUGAAAAUGAUGUUGGUUGGAAUAAGAACAUUUGUAAGUUGUCUUGUGGUUUCUUUUUUUUUUUCUGAAAAAUGACUGUAUUCUGUGCCAUAAAAUUCAAUUUCUGAUCUGAUAAUAUGAGUUGGAUUUGUACCUGCUGCCCAAGCAAGAAGUAACUUUAAAUGGCACUUAAGGGAUAUUUUGGCAUUGGUAAUCUCCAGACUUUGUGGGAUCUGUACAGAAUUAAAACAAAGCAAAAGUUUGGAA
Messenger RNA from Xiphophorus couchianus (Monterrey platyfish), 2107 nucleotides. RefSeq names its product profilin-2-like. Gene Ontology annotation, cellular component: cytoplasm. Gene Ontology annotation, biological process: regulation of actin filament polymerization; actin cytoskeleton organization; positive regulation of actin filament bundle assembly. Gene Ontology annotation, molecular function: actin binding. The transcript is spliced from 3 exons. Lineage: Eukaryota; Metazoa; Chordata; Actinopteri; Cyprinodontiformes; Poeciliidae. Bases 229 to 648 code for a protein of 139 amino acids. The record is from RefSeq and is a predicted model, not a curated record.